Molecule: messenger RNA, 831 nt
Organism: Saccharomycopsis crataegensis
Lineage: Eukaryota; Fungi; Ascomycota; Saccharomycetes; Ascoideales; Saccharomycopsidaceae
Gene: PET20
Product: Pet20p
Exons: 1
Coding region: 1-831 (276 amino acids)
Cellular component (GO): mitochondrion
Source: RefSeq, a predicted model, not a curated record
AUGUUUAAAGUAUACAGAGCCCACGACUUUAGAUUAGCCUCUGUGGAUCGUAUGGGGAAAACCCUCUCCCAAAGAUUCUCAUCAACUACAAGAACAAACAAUAGCCCCAUCAUAACGGUAAAAAAGGCCCAUGGAACCACCGCAACAUCAUCAACAACUGCAGCAAGCCAAACCAACCUGAACUCGAGUACAUCCCUGACUUCUGGAGGUCCUCAGAAUGAUGCCAAAGCUGGUAGUCAACAACAUCAAGAGACAAAAGCGUCAGAACAAGAUAAAAGUGAGUUAGAUGGCAGAAAGCGUCAGCAAAAGAUGACUCAGGUGGACUAUUCCUGGUUACCCAAGGCUCCAAAAUUGAAGUCUUUCUCUCCAAGAGAACUCCGUCUACAAUCUUUAUAUAGUGGUUAUAGACCAUUAUUUAUGGAGUACAGAAAAAACGCGUCUAAAUUAGAUCUGUCGGAUGGUCAACUAUUGCUAGAUGAAGAGCCUAGUGUGUGGUCUUACUCUGCCACCGAGAUGGAUUAUUACUCUGAAUGGGAAAAUAUUCCAACCAAUGUUUCACAGCAAUUAAAGCCAUUUGAAUUGACAUUAGAUGAUAGCAUUUUUGAUAAAAAAAUUGCGAAAAAUGAACAAGAUGAAAAUAAGAAGAAUGCGUCAAAAGAUAGCAAUAGUAUAAGAGAGAAUGAAGGCCAAAGUGGAGAAGCUCAAAAGGCAAAAAUAGUAACCAGUGGGCGAAAGAGAUAUUUGCCUGAAAGAUAUCAGAGAACUAUAAAAUCGAGAGCUGAGAGAAAACUUGAAUUGAAGAGAUUAUUGCAAAAGAAGAGUUCGAAAUGA